CGCCGCCCAGCCAGAGCCCGAGACCCGAGCGUCCUCACCGGUGCAGGAAGGCGGAGGAGAAGCCUGAGCUUCUGUUUGGCUUUGGCUGGAAAAGAAUUUAGCCUAUGUGUACUGCUUUAACCACUGGAAGAAUGACAGAUGACAAAGAUGUGCUUCGAGAUGUGUGGUUUGGACGAAUUCCAACUUGCUUCACCCUCUAUCAGGAUGAGAUAACUGAACGGGAGGCAGAACCAUAUUAUUUGCUUUUGCCAAGAGUUAAGUUAUUUGACGUUGGUAACUGACAAAGUGAAAAAGCACUUUGAGAAGGUUAUGAGACAAGAAGACGUUAGUGAGAUAUGGUUUGAAUACGAAGGCACACCACUGAAAUGGCAUUAUCCGAUUGGUUUGCUCUUUGAUCUUCUUGCAUCAGGUUCAGCUCUUCCUUGGAACAUCACAGUACAUUUUAAGAGUUUUCCAGAAAAGGACCUUCUGCAUUGUCCAUCUAAGGAUGUAAUUGAAGCUCAUUUUAUGUCUUGUGUGAAAGAAGCAGAUGCUUUAAAGCACAAAAGUCAAGUAAUCAAUGAAAUGCAGAAAAAAGAUCACAAGCAACUCUGGAUGGGUUUACAAAAUGACAGAUUUGACCAGUUUUGGGCCAUCAAUCGGAAACUCAUGGAAUAUCCUGCAGAGGAAAAUGGAUUUCGUUACAUCCCUUUUAGAAUAUACCAAACAACUGAACGGCCUUUCAUUCGGAAGCUUUUUUGUCCUGUGGCUACAGAUGGCCAAUUGCAUACACUAGGAGAUCUCCUCAAAGAAGUCUGUCCUUCUGCAGUUGCUCCUGAAGAUGGGGAAAAAAAGAAUCAAGUGAUGAUUCAUGGAAUUGAACCAAUGUUGGAAACACCUUUGCAGUGGCUGAGUGAACAUCUGAGCUACCCGGAUAAUUUUCUUCAUAUUAGUAUCAUCCCGCAACCAACAGAUUGAAGGAUCAACCAUUUGCUUGAACGGUAUCACCCUUAAACAGGAUUUACCAGAGCAUGUCACCUUUCUGCUUCAGUCAGGUUUGGUGGAGGCAACCUGACCAGAAACACUGCUACAAGCCAAACAGGAAAAAGAUUCCAUGUCAGAUAAGGGCACUUGGGCUGGUCUUACUUUGCAUCACCACUGCUUUCCUCCGCUGCCGUCGUUAAACCUCAGCUGCGACAUGAAAGACUUUACAGGACCACUGCAAGUCUUCUGUUUUCUUGUAAAAUAUAAUGAAGCUGAAGCCUUUGGCCUAAGAAGAAAAUGGAAAUAUGUGCCACUCAAUUUGUAUUUCUGAUUAACAAAUAAACAGGGGUAUUUCCUAAGG
Messenger RNA from Eubalaena glacialis (North Atlantic right whale), 1324 nucleotides. RefSeq names its product autophagy protein 5-like. Gene Ontology annotation, biological process: autophagosome assembly; nucleophagy; cellular response to nitrogen starvation. The coding region runs from base 310 to 957 and encodes 215 amino acids. The transcript has a single exon. The record is from RefSeq and is a predicted model, not a curated record. Gene Ontology annotation, cellular component: Atg12-Atg5-Atg16 complex; cytoplasm; phagophore assembly site membrane. Lineage: Eukaryota; Metazoa; Chordata; Mammalia; Artiodactyla; Balaenidae.